Prinia subflava (tawny-flanked prinia) is the source of this 6435-nucleotide messenger RNA. It is a transcript of the gene PPP1R12B, whose product is annotated as protein phosphatase 1 regulatory subunit 12B. The coding region runs from base 202 to 3222 and encodes 1006 amino acids. Gene Ontology annotation, biological process: signal transduction. The record is from RefSeq and is a predicted model, not a curated record. Lineage: Eukaryota; Metazoa; Chordata; Aves; Passeriformes; Cisticolidae. Gene Ontology annotation, cellular component: Z disc; A band; cytoplasm. The transcript is spliced from 26 exons. Gene Ontology annotation, molecular function: enzyme inhibitor activity; protein kinase binding; phosphatase regulator activity.
GCCGUCGGGAGUAGCGGCCGCCCCGCGGCAGGUGCGGCGCCGCCCCCGCCCGAACUACAUGUCCCGGGGUGCCGCGGGGCGCGCGUGGCGCGGGCGCGGCGGCGGCGGUGGGGGCGUAGCGAAGAUGGCGGCGGGAGCCCUGCGCCCCGCUCCGGGCUGAGCGCGGCGCGGCCCCGCGCGGCCCUCAGAGCGGCGGCGGCGAUGUCCGAGCCGGAGCACCUGGGCGGGAAGCGGGCCGAGUCGGCGCGGCUGCGGCGGGCCGAGCAGCUGCGGCGCUGGAAGGGCUCCCUGACCGAGCAGGAGCCGGUGGCGGCGGGGGGCGGCCGCGGCCGGCAUCGCGGCGCGGGGGGGUCCCGCGUCCGCUUCGAGGAGGGCGCCGUGUUCCUGGCCGCCUGCUCCAGCGGCGACACCGAGGAGGUGAAGAGACUGCUGGGCCGCGGCGCCCGCAUCAACACCACCAAUGUGGACGGGCUGACAGCCCUGCACCAGGCCUGUAUUGAUGAGAACCUGGACAUGGUGAAGUUCCUAGUAGAAAAUGGAGCCAAUGUGAACCAGCAAGACAACGAGGGCUGGACCCCUCUUCAUGCAGUGGCAUCAUGUGGCUACCUGAACAUAGCAGAGUACCUGAUCAGCCACGGGGCCAACGUGGCUGCUGUGAACAGUGAGGGGGAGGUCCCGUCUGACAUCGCGGAGGAGGCGGCCAUGAAGGACCUGCUUCUGGAGCAAGUCAAGAAACAAGGUAUAGACCUAGAGCUGUCAAGGAAAGAAGAGGAACAGCAAAUGCUCCAGGAUGCUCGGCAGUGGCUGAACAGUGGGAGAAUUGAGGAUAUAAAGCAGCCUCGGACAGGAGCCACAGCUCUUCAUGUUGCUGCAGCCAAGGGCUAUUCUGAAGUCAUGAGGCUCCUGAUCCAGGCUGGGUUUAAUUUGAACGUCCAGGACAAUGAUGGCUGGACUCCACUCCAUGCUGCUGCUCACUGGGGAGUGAAGGAAGCGUGUUCCAUCCUGGCUGAGGCUCUGUGUGACAUGGACGUCAGGAACAAGCUGGGCCAGACGCCCUUCGAUGUUGCUGAUGAGGGACUUGUGGAGCAUUUAGAAAUGCUGCAGAAGAAACAGACUGUGCUGCGAAGUGAGAAGGAGACAAGAAAUAAGCUGAUUGAAGCUGACAUGAAUGGGAAGCCUCAAAACAGACUCUUCACCAACAAAGAGAAGAUUCUUUAUGAGGAAGACACGUUGAAGUCCAUGGAAAUUGAGGAAGAGAACAAGGACUCAAGCAGUUCUAGUUCUGAAGAGGAAGAAGCUGAAGAUGAAGUUUCAGAAUCGGACGCUGAGAAGGAGUCAGAGAGAAAGGAAGAGCCCUUUGCCAACCACUCCAGCCGUGAAUCCAGGCCCAGCAUCACUGAGCAAAUGCCACCACCCGAGCCCAACUCCUUCACUGCAUCUGCCAGAAGAUUCAGUUGGCUCAGCAAAUCAGAUGAGCAGAAGGAUGAGUCACCUUCGUCGUGGCGGCUGGGCCUGAGGAAGACUGGCAGCCACAACAUGUUGAGUGAAGUCGCUGCCACUCGUGAGGCACAGAGGGAUAAAACUUCUUCUAUCUAUCGCUCCUCAUCCAGCCCUCGGAUAUCUGCGCUGUUGGACAACAAGGAAAAGGACAGAGACAACAAGAGUUAUUUUGCCACCAUAGUCCCCAGAAGACUGAGCAGUACAAGUGAUAUAGAAGAAAAAGAAAACAGAGAAUCUGCUGUGAACCUGGUGCGGAGCGGCUCCUACACCCGGCAGCCCUGGAGGGAUGAGCCGAAGGGAAAUGAAGCUCCCCACUCUGGUGCACCCACUACCUAUGUAUCCACCUACUUGAAAAGUGCUUCAUUUGGUAGAAGUAGUGACCUGAGCAGUCCCUACAUUUCAGCCAGUCGCAGUCCAUCUCUAGCUACCUCACCCACUGCCAUUGGCUCAUCUACUUCCCCGGGCACCCCGUGGCAACCUGUCUCUUGCUGUCCCACAUCUCUCGGUGUGAACACUCCUGCUUCAGCCUGCCACAACACCAGAGCCCCUUUCAGGCAACAAACUGAUUCUGCUGUAGAGAAAAGCGCGGAGGGCAGCUGUGCCAGCACCCCUCUAGGUGUAAUCACAAACCGUGCUGUGCUCGGCACUGCCAACGGCACCGGGAAUGCCGGGGCCGCCUCCGCCCCAGGGAAGGAUCUCUCGGCUGAGGAGGCCAGGGAGCGCAGAAGGUCAUAUCUGACUCCAGUGCGGGAUGAGGAAGCAGAAUCACUGAGGAAGGCACGAUCCAGACAGGCCCGGCAGACUCGCAGGUCUACCCAGGGCGUGACACUGACGGAUCUGCAGGAGGCCGAGCGCACGUUCAGCCGCUCGCGGGCGGAGCGCCAGGCGCAGGAGCAGCACGGCGACAGAGCCGAGGACGGCGGCGAGCGGCCCGAGAGCCGCGCGCGCUGGGGCAGGAGUGCGGAUGACGAGACUGUCUAUCGGCGGUUGAGGGGCCCGGCACAGCCCGACAAACCCACAACACCUGUGUCUCCUUCUACAGCAGCACCUCUGCUCUAUACAAGUUCAUACCUGACUCGAACACAUAAAUAUCUAGGGCUGGACUCUGUGAAUCCAGCAGAUUUCAGAGCAGCAGCCACAGAGAUGGACAAAAAUGAGUGUGAAGAUCAGGAUUCAGACGACAGAUCCCUGAACAAACAGUCGAUCCGGGAGCGGCGACGGCCAAAGGAGAGACGGAGAGGCACCGGCAUCAUCUUCUCAACACAAGAUGAUGAUGAUGAAGUUGAUGGAAAUGAGGAAGUGAAGGAAACUCGGCAUGAAAGACUUUCUAGGUUGGAAUCAGCUACAAACCCCACCACGAGUGACUCGUCCUACAGCGACCGUGCCUCCAGCCGCUCCAGUGCCUACAGCCGCAGGGAGAACCGGCUCGCUGCCCUCAGCAGCCGGGCAGAGGAGGAGAGCAACAGGGACUACAAGAAGUUAUACGAGAGUGCCCUGUCUGAAAAUCAAAAGCUGAAGUCCAAGCUGCAAGAAGCCCAGCUUGAGCUGGCAGAUAUCAAAGCAAAGUUGGAAAAAGCAACCCAGCAGAAACAGGAGAAAACUUCUGACCGGUCCAGCAUGCUGGAGAUGGAGAAGAGGGAGAAGCGAGCCCUGGAGCGGAAACUCUCUGAAAUGGAGGAGGAAAUGAAGUUCCAGUGUGCUGACCCUCUGUGCUCUGACUAGUCUGCAGCCCAAGUUAAGCCGCUGAGGUUCUCUCCGGAUGGAUUUUGACAGAGCUGAAGUCGGACAACCAAAGGCUGAAGGAUGAGAACGGAGCCCUCAUUCGUGUCAUCAGCAAACUCUCCAAAUAGGAAUCCUGAGCAAAGGCAGGACAAGGAGGGGUGUCCUACACCAGCUGCCAACCCCACCACCGAGCCCUACCCCCCUUUCCUUCCCGCCACGUACAGCAAGCGUUUCAGCUGUGGGAUCAAUGUCACACCUGCCUUGCCCUGCCCUUUGCUGUACAUUCCCUUUCUACCCCUAUUCCCGCCCAACACACCCCCCUGCCAUUUUAUUUUUUUUAAUUUAUGCAUGUUGUGGUAUCUCGGACAUUUUAUUCAAGGGAGAAAUGUGAGGACUGAGUUUGAGCUGCCAAAACUUUUUCCAGAAGCUCAGUAUUUGGUUUUGGACUCUGACCUGGAGUGGGAAGCUCCUACUGUAAAAAGUGACAUCUGAAGAACUAACCCAGCAUAUCCAAGCUCUUUACAGGUGGGAAAUGUGAACAUGGGCCGGGACUCUGAGGAUGCACAUCAGCCCACUGAGAUGUGGGACUCUGGUUAAAUGUGAUGCUGUGAAAGCCACCAGAGCUCAUGUUUGUCACAGGCUGAUGAGCUGUUUUGCACAGAGACCUUCUCCUCUUGCCCCAGUAGACUGACUGUUCUAUUUAAGAUAAGAUUUUAAACCUGUUCAGUAACAUCAGUGCUGACACUCAGUGUCAGACCCUUACCCCUCACCCUCCCUUUACCCCACUGCCCCAGUGACCCUAUGUCACGUUGUGUCUUUCCAGUGCUCUUGUCUCUGUGGUUGGUUAGCAUCCAGUUGCCACCUGGACUCUUGUUCCUUGGGAGAGGAUAUAUCCCAGGCACUUGCUGAGCUUUCUGAGGGGCAAAUGUGAACCCCUUCAGACCCUCUGCUGCUCUCACCUGUGUGUGAGCGUGAAUCACCUUGCAGGGAGCUGUGCCCAUGCCAGAAACCAACUUCCCCUUCCCAGCAGCCAUCUGGGACAUUCUCCUGCUGCCUCCCUGAAGGCAGAGUCCCAUAGCAGAGCCUGGUCUGGUAUUUCGGGUACCUCCCCUUUGAUUUGCAGCAGGAUUUGUAGAGACAGAAUGCCAGCACCUUUUUACACACACCUUGGAAAGGUCAGGGUGUGUCAAUGUCAAGAGGGACAAGGAGCUGCUGGUAACUGAAUCACCAUGAUGAAAGUCUUCUGACCUGACAAAAACUUGUGAUAAACUUUGACCUUGAAGGAAACCUCCAGAAAUACUCCUCUUUAAUGUUACAUGCACUCUGAACAUUUUGGAAUUGUUCUCUCCCAUGGGCAUUUAGACAUUGGCUCCUCUCUCCAUGCUGUGGGACAUCAUCAGGUCUGUUGAGCUUCCCGUUAACAGACUCCUAUCAAACAAUGCCUUCCCUCUCAGAGACUUCCUGCUGUAUCCAAAACAUUCUCCCAUCUACAUCCUUCCAUAUUUGUCCUUUCAUCCCCUUUGUCCUUCAACUCCCCAGAUUCUGUCUGGCCAAGGGCAGCAGUUCUUGGCCACUGAACCUGGAGGUGGCCAUGGAGCAGCUCUGCCACGUUCCUGAGCAGCUCUGCUGGCUCUGGCUGGGGAGAUUCUCCACUGCCGGAGAGAUACUUGAACAUGAGCGGAAUACUUGAGCUUGCUCAACAGGGUAAAACUUAUCUCUAAUCAGGCAAUCCUGGGCUUUUUCAAACCUUUUGCUGAUUAUUGCCUCAGAAAGCAUCUCUGUUUUCCUCUCCUGCAGUUUUCUCUCUUUGUUUUUUUACCCCCCCUCCAUUUUCCCCUCCUCCCCUCCCUGUCCUGCCUGUUUCCACCUCUCUUGCUCUCCCUGGAGCUGCCCGUUUUCCCCAGGCAGCUCUGACCACAAGUUGCUCUCCAGCUGAUGGAGCCGUUUGUGCAGCUGAGGCACCGUUUCUCCUGGUACACUGAGGCUCUUCCUCUGCUGCUGAGCUUUGAGAGGAGGAGACCAAAGCUGGUAAAGGCACCAGGGUUUCUGCAGAGCACUGCCUAAGCCAGGCAUCCUUUUUAUAUUCCUUGAUUUUAACCCUGCUCUAUUUAACGGCUUUAAGUCUUGAGAUCCGGUCAAUGCUUCCCCUGCACGCCGUUCCCUCUUGGUGCACUCUUUAUGUGAGUACUUCUGCCGUUCUUGAUGUUUUCUCUCUUGGUGACGUGCUCCUCGCUUCAGCCUCGGGCUCUGGCUCUGCUCAGAUCGGGGAUCAGGAGCCCAGUCCCUUCUGUGCCACAUGGAGGAGGAGAUGCUCCCCAGCUGGGCCAGCGCCUCAGGCCACGCAACCCGGCAGGAUCGGAGGAGUUCAGAAUAAAGAUCCUGUUCUUCUCACAGGCGAGUUCCUGGCAGCAGGAAGAAGCCUAGUGUCUGUUUUAGGAAGAGGGUUCAACCCAAUCUGACAAAUCCAUCCCGCACUGAUGUUUUGCCCCUUCCUACCAGGACACUCACUGUGCUUUUUCCCAAGGAUCAGAGUGGGAAGGCUGUGGGAGGUUCGUUCUUCUGAGUGGCACCUUGCAGAGCCAAACCACUUUAGCUGAAGUGUCUGCUUAGCACUGGAUUCUCCCGAGCCCUGGGCCUCCACAGCUCAGUGUCCCUGAUCAGCCAAAGCUGUGAGCAUCUCGUCAUGAUGGAGCAACUGCAAUCCAAAUUCUUGAGAAUGGAUUUUUUUUGUCUCACUUCAUGCCUGACAUAACCAGUGCACUGAGGAGGUGACAAACAGGACACCUCGAACCCUGUGCUUGGGGCAGGAUGCGGAGCAAAUAGGUUUUAAAAUUGAUCCCUCUUGGAACCAGAGCAUUUGCCAGAUGUGGUCUCCCUUGGGGAACAUGAGCUUUUUUUUCUAAGCAAUUGCUUAGGGUGAGUUAAUUCCUUGGGGUGAACCCACCUGUUGUGGCUGCAAGUUUGGUGAUGGCUCUUUGUAAAUAAACUCCUUGGAGAAGCAGGACUGGCUGACAGAUGGGGAGAGAAUGUAUUUUUAUGCAACUUUUGAGUGGCCUUUCAAACCCUGAGAUGAAUGAUUUGUUUUACUGGUUGUUGUUAUAUAGUAUUAUAAGUAUUAUGUGUUUGAAAGUUUGGGAAUAAUAUUCACAGCUAUGAUGCUUGUAAACACAACAGUAUUUAUAAAUGAAUAAAAUAAGAGUUGAUAAAAUAGAA